This is a messenger RNA of Ilyonectria robusta, 2747 nucleotides long. RefSeq lists its product as uncharacterized. Bases 201 to 2747 code for a protein of 848 amino acids. The record is from RefSeq and is a predicted model, not a curated record. Gene Ontology annotation, molecular function: protein binding. NCBI's taxonomy places the organism in Eukaryota, Fungi, Ascomycota, Sordariomycetes, Hypocreales, Nectriaceae. The transcript has 4 exons.
UAAGAUAGGGUAUACUAUUGAGCUUAUAUAGUAAAGAGUAAUAAGCUAAAUUGCUCUACUGUACAAAGGCCACCUCGUUUCCUCUCGAGUACGCUUCACAAUAAAAAUAGAGUAACCCACAGCCCUGCCACUGCCCCAGACUCUAUUGUUAUCACCAUACGUUUAUUUGAUCUCCCGAAUCAGUCCCAGGGUUAAUCGCAAUGAGCCGACAUCUCCGCAUCGAGCGCAUCCCCUCGGGGCUGCAUUUUACUCCGAGUCAGUCAACUCCAGCAGGAGGCUAUCCAUUUCCACCGCAUAGCGCCCAUUCCGCCCAGCCUUCAUCACGUCCGCCAGAGUCCCGGACGCCUUUGUGUCUUCCCCUUCUUAAAAUUGCAACCGAAGUCACUGUUGACGGCACGGUCGCCUCGACCAAGCUGAUCCAGCACUUCAUCAACAAAUCUGAAACCGAAAUUCAUCAGGCGCAUUACGCGUUUCCCCUCUACGAUGGGGCAGUAGUGACGGCCUUUAAGUGCUCCGUCGGCGAUAAUAUGGUGUUGGUUGGGAAGGUUGAGCCCAAGGAGGAUGCCAGAGUCACCUAUAAGGUGGCCGUCGAGCAGAGGUAUGCCGCUGCUCUACUCGAGGAACACACCCCUGAGGUUUUCGAGACGGUGGUUGGAAACAUUCCUUCCAUGACCGAGGUGGAGGUCGAGAUCAAGUACGUGAGCGAAGUCAAGGCCGCUCUGCUGGAUGGAAGGAAGGAAGGUCUGGAACUCGUCAUUCCCAUAUCCAUCGCGCCACGCUACGGGAAGCCUGUAGGCGGUGAUCGCAAUGCCGACCGCUUUGCGCCUGUGGAGCCGGAGGGGGUUGGACUUGAUAUUCUUGUCAAAAUCAACAACGAUGGGUCUAUCGAAGGCGUAGAACAAAGCUACAAGUCCAAAACCAAGUGGAAUGUUGCCAUUGAGGAUAAGGUUGUGGACAGCUUCGGGUUCCCAGCAGCGGGCAAAGGAAAGGCGGCGGAUACCCCCAAGUCAACACAGAUACACGUGCGACACACUUCGGCCAAAGCCAUCAGGGAUGAAGAUUUCGUACUAACCAUCGAGACCUCGCCGGAACACCCACUACGCUCCAGGGCCGUGCUAUCACCAACCAACAACGCAGGCCACGCCGCCUUGCUCGUCAAUGUGAAACCGGGCGAGCUCUUCAAAGAUUCCGCCCGAGCCGAGAAGUUUGACGGCGAGAUCAUCUUCCUGCUGGAUCAGUCCGACUCCAUGGGCUGGCCCACUGGGACCCAAACGCGGACCAAGAUCCAGACUCUACGGGGCGCCAUGCCCAGGUCCCUCACCAACCUUCCGAGUGGAUGCGCCUUUAAUAUCCUCUUCUUCGGCGGAACAUAUAAGUUUCUCUGGGACGAAGGAUCAAAACCGUGCACGGGGUCAAACCGCGAAGCAGCGAUCAAGUAUGGAGGCAGUGUGCAGCCCGACAUGGGGGGCACCGAGCUCCUCGUUGCACUCAGAGCCGCCGUAGCUUCCCGCUUGGCGGGCCGCUCCUCGACGCAGAUCGUCAUCAUCACAGACGGUGAGGUUGAGGAGGACAAGGUCCUGGAGUUCGUGUGGAAGACUCGCCAGGAGCUUGGGCACCGAAUCCGCUUCUUUGCACUCGGCAUCGGGACCCGGGUCCCGCAUCGCUUGAUUGGGCGCAUCGGCGAGUUUGGCGGCGGGUAUGGCGAGGUGGUCGACAUCGACGGGCAUCCUCAGUGGAGUGACAGGCUGACACGGAUACUUCAGGCAGGGAUCAUGCCUUCAAGCUGGGAGUUUGAUGUUGAUCUCGGUCAGGGGUUUGAGCGGAAAGACCUGGUGGAGUAUCAGCUCGGCGAGCAGGAGAGGCUCUCGGUUCAAAGUGAGGUAGUGCCAUACGUUCAGGCUCCGUAUCCAACCCCGGCGAUGCACCCAUUCUCUUACCGCUCCGUGUUCUUUCUUCUGGAGCUGGGCAAACGCCCACCGCCGUCGCAGGUAACGCUCCGCUCCACCACGCCAGGGACCAAGACCCAGACAACGUACGCACUUCCCGUAACGCCGACAUGGACCGACAAGGCGGCCAUCUUGCACCUGGCAAUAAAAGCGGUCCUUAUAGGGCUAGACGCCCAAGCACGCGGAGCCGACUGGGCGCGAGCCAAGAAGGAGCGCGUACAGAGCAACGCCGAGCGGCUGGGAACUCUGUAUUCCAUUACGAGUCAGUGGACGAGCUUUGUCGCCGUCGAUCUGGGCCGAAAGCUUGUAUGCGGGGUGGAGUUCCACAAGGCGCGUCUCAUCGAGGCUGCCAUCGGCGACGUACUCUGCCCGCCGACUCCGAGCGGCUCGGCUUCCCCCCUUCCCGUCCGGAGUGAUCCGACAUUGUCUCGUACCAACCCUACAAGCUCCGGCGAUGAUUAUGGGUACUUUGAGGCGGGUAGUGCGGUGGGCCAGGAUAUAGGUAGUGCGGGGGACCCGGGUAGUUUGGGAAGCCCUCUCAGCUCUGUCGUCUAUGCCGUCGCUUUCUCGCCUGAUUGUCAUAUGCUCGCGUCGGCAUCAAAUUACCGCACGGUUGAGAUCUGGGACCCGGCGACAGGUCGUUGCCUGCAGACGCUUGAGGGUCAUCGCGGGUCUAUCUGUGCCAUCGCCUUCUCACCUGAUUGUCAUAUGCUUGCGUCAGCAUCAGUGAGUGGGUUAGGCGUCUUCUAUUUCGAGGAUGGGCAUAAGAAUCGUGAUGAGUGUGGAACAUUGCAGGAUUAA